AUGUCAUCGAACGGCGGUGCAAAUGACACCCGGAGCAGAGCAGUUCCCGAACCCCUUCAAGUCGUUAUCGUGGGCGCUGGCAUCGCGGGCCUAAGUGCGGCCAUUUUCCUGCGCGAACAGGGUCACAAGAUCACCGUACUUGAGCGGUCGCGGUUCGCCAAUGAAGUGGGAGCUGCGCUGCACAUUGCGCCUAAUUCACAUGGCUUGUUGAAGAGAAUCGGCAUAUACGCCCACCAUAUAAACGGUACCCUCAUGAGAUCGGUCACGGAAUACGACAUGAGUAACACCUUGAAGCGAGAUGUCGAUUUGACAGAGAACAACAAACUAUGGCAACAUGAGUGGAGCCUAAUCCAUCGUGUCCACUUACACGAGGAGCUUAAGAGAAGAGCCACAUCCACUGAAUACCACGGAUAUCCAGUCGAGCUUCGUACCGCAUGCCCCGUUAUUGAAGUUGAUCCUGCAUCGGCGACUGCGACAUUGGAAGGCGGCGAGCUCGUGCGAGGAGAUGUUCUCCUCGGCGCUGAUGGUGUCAAGUCUGUUACUCGGUCGAAGCUUGUCGGGGGCGACAUCAAACCAAAGCCAUCCGGGAAAAACGCCUUUCGGUUUUUAGUACCUCGCCAGACCGCUCUGGAUGAUCCUGUCACUCGAGACUUCGCAACCAGAGAUGGCCAGCUCAUUAUCUGGCAGCUCAACUUUGUAUGCAUACAUCCGAGGGAAGAAAGCCAAUCCGCAGAAAUAGCGGAAGGGGAAUGGAAUCUCUCGGUGCGCAAGGAUCGUCUGCUAGAAGUCUACAAAGACUUCCACCCCUCAAUUGUGGCACUUUUAAACAAGGCAGAUGCGGACUCGCUGAAGGUCUGGGAGCUCCUAGAUAUGGACGCCCUUCCCACAUGGGUUGAGGAUCGCUUGGCUCUCCUCGGAGACGCAGCUCAUCCCUUUCUCCCUCGAAAGCUUACAACUCAGGCAGAUCAGGGACAAGGAGGUGCAUGCGCCAUCGAGGACGCUGCUUCCCUCGGUGUUGUUCUUCAGCGUGGUGUGCGUUAUGAGAACAUUCCAGAAAGACUCCGCCUUUAUCAGGAUAUCCGCAUGGAACGGGCUCACCAAGUGCAAGAGUACUCCCGCAUAGCAGGGCUGGACCUUGGGAAAAGAAAACUUGACAUGAUGGGGUAUACCAACUACAACUUUGGUCACGAUGAAUGGGACUACUCGAUAAACGCCUUCCGGAGUGGGCGCGAAGAGUUGGGAAUGCCUAAACUCUAUUGUUCCCUUGACUUGUGGCGCCGCGAGACUAGCUAUAGGAUCCAGGCAGGAUGGCAAGGAGCGACGUUUGGCACUUUCCUUCUGGAUGGACUUAAGGAAGUAGAUCCAUCAGAAGAUAAGGGAACUAUUGGCGGAGAAGAUGACCAAGGUAUUAUAGCGUACAAGUACAUUCCACGUGUCGGGGAUCGUGGAGCUCCCGAUGUCGAGCACGCUACAAUUCCCAAGGAUAUCAGGCCGAUAAGCCGCUUCAUUACAACCCACGACGUCGAGGCCAAGACAACAUUCUCAGACACCUUGUCCGAGGAGGCACCAUUCCAGACUCUCCCGGAUGGUGUGGAUUUUGCUCUCUGCUAUGCCACAAACAAGUUCCCCGUCUCCUUCUCAGCUGACAGCGACAUCUCAACGUACCAACAUUAUACCCAGAACCUCCCAGGGAUAACAAUCGCGAUAGGUACCGUCCUCCGCGUUGUCGAUAUGCCCCCGGGAGCUCUGUCACCGAUGCACCGAACGGUCAGUUUUGACUACUACGGCGUUGUCCUCGAUGGAGGACAACUCUGCUGA
This is a messenger RNA of Scedosporium apiospermum, 1818 nucleotides long. RefSeq lists its product as uncharacterized. The record is from RefSeq and is a predicted model, not a curated record. Gene Ontology annotation, molecular function: monooxygenase activity; FAD binding. Lineage: Eukaryota; Fungi; Ascomycota; Sordariomycetes; Microascales; Microascaceae. The transcript has 10 exons. Bases 1 to 1818 code for a protein of 605 amino acids.